Messenger RNA from Closterium sp. Naga37s-1, 1500 nucleotides. Lineage: Eukaryota; Viridiplantae; Streptophyta; Zygnematophyceae; Desmidiales; Closteriaceae. The record is from the annotation of a GenBank genome assembly.
AUGGCCUGUGCUGUCGUGCUUCUAUUCACCUCACUGCUGCUGCCCGUCCCCACCCUUUCUCCCCCUCGUCCCUCCACUCCCCACCGCACCCUGCUCUUCUGCCCCGCACACCAUACAUCUUGCAUGCUUCGUGCUCACAUCAUGCCCUCCCCUCUCGCAUCCCCUGCACUGCCCUCUUCCCUUCGCGUAAAUCUCGUCAUCUAUCUCAUCAGACACGCCCACACGUCCUUCUCUGCUCCCCCCCCACACACGACCAUGCCGCUCGCGUCCCAUCUCCCCCUCUCCCCCUCCGCCGCUCCUCUCCCACGCGCCUCUCCGCCGCUGCUGCCGUGCCGCACGUACCGCCAUCACCUGUGCCGUGGCCAUGACGUGCCACUCUCCCCUCUUGGCAGACAGCAGGCCAUGGAUCUCCACCCCACGCUCAUCCGCAUUGCCCAAAAAUCGCAACUAGUCCUCGUGUCGCCACUCUCCCGUGCGCUGGAGACUCUCUGCUACGCCUUGCACCUCAACACUCCCACCGCCACCACAUGCCACUGCAACGCCCCCUGCACCACCACCACCAUUCCUGACCCACCAUGCUGCACCGCACCACAGCCCUCCAACUCACCUAAUCAUCCCUUUAACGCACCUGCAAAAACAUCAAACUCCCUUCACCCAUGUCCUCACACACACCACGGACCAACACACGCCCGUUCCAGUGCCUCCCAACCUGCGACCCCCACCACCCUGGCUGCUCCUGCUCUGCUGCCCUCUCUCCCCCCCUGCCGUGCGCUACCGCACUCGCCCCUGCCGCACUCACCCCUGCCGUGCCCUGUGCGUGUGUGUGCGCUGCACUCAGAGCAUGUGGCGGGCCCUGGGGACAUGGGCCGUGACAACGAGAUACUCGCCUCCGACUUCCCGUUCCCCUUCCUCUCCUUCUCUCACCUCCCGCACCACUGGUGGCCCCACCACCAGUCCCACCCUCCCCCCACACCCCUUCCUUCCACACGCACUCCUCCUGCAAUUCCUGCCGCACCGCCCCCUGCAGCACCGACCUCCCCUGCACCGAUCGUGGUCCUAGCAGCAGCAGCAGCAGCAGCAGCAGUUGCAUCGGGUGCGGUAGCGUCCUCUCCGCUUUGCACAGUCCUCCUGCCCCUCGCCCCCACUUUGGCUGCCGCCGCUCUGCCUCCUGCCACCUCCGCUGCUUGGAAUGCGCCCUCCCUGCAUGAGCCCAGAGGUGUGUGUGCCGUUGCCUUUAGCAUGGAGAGCAUGGGCGUGCACAUGCAUGAGGUCAGCAUGCAUUACCCCCCCCGCCCUCACCCCCUCCCUUGUCUCCCACCAGCCGCCCUACGCAAGCGCGUGGGAGAAUUUCGUCGUUUUCUUUCCACGUGCCCCGAGGCCACCAUCGCUGUCAUCGGCCACUCCACUUUCUUCAUGGUACUUACCUUUCUUGCCUGCUUCCCUCAACGACCACUUACCCUUCUUUUCACAUGCAUGCUUUCUGUGCCACUUGCAAUUUGA